This is a messenger RNA of Lepus europaeus (European hare), 2407 nucleotides long. RefSeq names its product max-interacting protein 1-like. The transcript has a single exon. Gene Ontology annotation, biological process: regulation of transcription by RNA polymerase II. NCBI's taxonomy places the organism in Eukaryota, Metazoa, Chordata, Mammalia, Lagomorpha, Leporidae. Gene Ontology annotation, molecular function: protein dimerization activity; RNA polymerase II cis-regulatory region sequence-specific DNA binding; DNA-binding transcription factor activity, RNA polymerase II-specific. The record is from RefSeq and is a predicted model, not a curated record.
GAGGGCGGCGCGGGGCUGUAGCCACCUGCGGCGCCUCCUGUUGGCCGGGGAAGGCGGAGUGGAGAGGCCCCGGUGGCCACCCGCGGUGCCCAUGGAGCGGGUGCGGAUGAUCAACGUGCAGCGCUUGCUGGAGGCGGCCGAGUUUUUGGAGCGCCGGGAGCGAGAGUGUGAACAUGGCUACGCCUCGUCGUUCCCCUCCAUGCCGAGCCCCCGGCUGCAGCACUCCAAGCCCCCACGGAGGUUGAGCCGGGCACAGAAACACAGCAGUGGGAGCAGCAACACCAGCACUGCCAACAGAUCUACACACAAUGAGCUGGAAAAGAAUCGACGAGCUCAUCUGCGCCUAUGUUUAGAACGCUUAAAAGUUCUGAUUCCUCUAGGACCAGACUGCACCAGGCAUACAACACUUGGUUUGCUCAACAAAGCCAAAGCACACAUCAAGAAACUUGAAGAAGCUGAAAGGAAGAGCCAGCACCAGCUCGAGAACUUGGAGUGAGAACAGAGAUUUCUGAAGCGGAGACUGGAACAGCUGCAGGGCCCUCAGGAGACGGAACGGAUACGAAUGGACAGCAUUGGGUCAACUAUUUCUUCAGAUCGUUCUGACUCAGAGCGAGAGGAGAUUGAAGUGGAUGUUGAAAGCACAGAGUUCUCCCAUGGAGAAGUGGACAAUAUAAGCACCACCAGCAUCAGUGACAUUGACGACCACAGCAGCCUGCAGAGUAUUGGGAGCGACGAGGGUUACUCCAGUGCCAGUGUCAAACUUUCGUUCACUUCCUAGAACCCAGCAUGAAAAACAAGUGCAGGGCAAAAUAAUCACUGGGCCAACUCCGUACAAUCUCUUUAAAUUGGGUUCAUGAUGCAGUCUCCUCUUUAAAACUAAAUGAAAGAAUACUAUACUUGAACAAAGGGUCAGAAGACCUGUAUUUAAGCAAAUACUCAGCAAAAAGUGGGGCACGGCCUCUCCAGCAGAACAAAUAUUCCUAAUAUGCAUAUUGGAAAAAUCACAAUUUCUAACAGCAGCAGAAAAACCUGUCUGAUAUUUUCUUGAUUUAGUGUUAAGACAAAGAGGACAUUAGAGAUUCUGUCCUCUUUUUCUGAGUUUGCUCAUACCAUGUUGAGUAAACACACUGAAGAAUGGGAUUAUGUUCCCAUCCUGAGCUUUAUGGCCCUAAAAACAAAAUCAAACCUACAGUAAUGAAAAGACAAGAUAAUCAGGCAUUAUUCUUGGAUAGCUAGAGCUAUGACAACUUAGCCUGGGACAAUUUAUCAUGAAGCCUGUGGAUGAUGAGUUCUUUAAAAAAAAUUAAAAAGCUCAUUUCAUGCUCUACAAAAGGAGAGACUCCCAUGAAGCCUUUUGAAAGGGAUCAUCAUGCAGCUCAGCUUUCUGUUGGAUUCCAUGCUAAGCAAGCUAACCUUUUCCCGCAUCGUUAGCACUAGGGCACCCAAAUGCCCGCUAGCCAGCCCACCGCCCCUAGGCCGCAUGGGGGGCAGUCCAUGCAUGACAGCCUCUGUCACACAGGCCUAUGAGUGUGGACUGGGGAGCCAGAAGGGAAAAUCGUUCCACGUGCUUCUGUGUCCACAUGGGUCAGAAGAGUUGUGCACACAGGUUAGCAGGCCAAGGUCUGAGCCACGGCAGCAUUUUUAUUUCAGAUUUUGAUAACUGUUUAUAUGUGUUGAAAACCAAAAUGACAUCUUUUUAAAGCUUGUCCAUAAAAAAAAAAAAAAAAAAAGAUGUCUUUUAUAGUGGAAAAACACAUGGGAAAAGAAAUCAUCUAUUUUGAUGCAGCAUUUGAUAACUAAAACACCUCACACCUCACUCUUUAUAGUGCACAAAAUGAAUGAGGUCUGGGUUAGGUUAAAAAAAAAAAAAGUCAAUGCUGUUUUUGUUUUCUUUCGAAUCAUUACCUUUUACCAGCUUUUAACCAUCUGGUAUCUACAGUAGACACACUAUCAUAGUUAACAUAGUUAAGUUCAGCACUUGUCUCAUUUUCAUGUUAAAAUCUGCUUCCAUUUCCCUACAGGCAGUCUCUCUCCUUCCUCACAAUCCUAUUGUGCAGGUGCUAUUGUUGCUCUUAUGAAUAUUUUCAGAAAUGUUAUUUUCUUCUAAGUGAAAUUUCUAGCCUGCACUUUGAUGUCAUGUGUUCCCCUUGUCUUUCAAACUCCAAGGUUCGCUUCUGGCCCUUUCCCUUACCCUGGGAAGCCUUCUUGGAGACUUUACCCCUGGCUGUUUGGACUUUGUAUACUUUAAAUAAUUUAACUGCCCUUAAUACUUAAAAAAAAAAAAAGCUUUAUGAUUUUCAUAACUUAUUGCUGAUUUUAAUGGGUUGUUAAUUUCAGUCCUAUAGUUUUAUUUUAUGUUUAGAUAGGGCUGGGCCAGGAAAAACAAAAUAAAGACAACCAUAUUUAG